GAGGAAGUCAGCUGCUGCUCAAGAUAAAGGCUGGGGCAGAGAGUGACAGAGGGUCUCAAGUCAAGCAAAGAGAAACCAUGAGGCUUCUCCUGCCUGUGGCUCUGCUGGCUACCACCCUCGCGAUUACUCCUGUCCGAUUUGACAGGGAGAAGGUGGUCCGUGUGAAGCCCCAGGAUGAAAACCAAGUGAGUAUCCUGAAGGAUUUGGCCAAAACCAGCGAGCUUGAUUUCUGGUAUCCAGAUGCCACCGACCACGUAGCUGCUAACAUGACAGUGGAUUUCCGAGUUCAUGGGAAGGAAUUCCAAUCCAUCCAGUCUGUCCUGGAUCAAAACAAAAUGCACUAUGAAAUCCUGAUUCAUGAUCUACAAGAAGAGAUCGAAAAACAGUUUGAUGUUGAAGAGGCGAUCCCAGGCAGGCACAGUUAUGCGAAGUAUAAUAACUGGGACAAGAUUGUAGCCUGGACUGAAAAAAUGGUGGAUAAGCACCCUGAAAUGGUCUCUCGUAUUAAAAUUGGAUCUACUUUUGAGGAUAAUCCCCUGUAUGUUCUCAAGGUUGGGAAGGAAGAUGGAAGAAGAAAGGCUAUUUUUAUGGACUGCGGUAUUCAUGCCCAAGAAUGGAUCUCCCCAGCCUUCUGCCAGUGGUUUGUCUAUCAGGCAACAAAAAGUUAUGGAAAAAACAAAAUUAUGACCAAACUCUUGGACCGAAUGAAUUUUUAUGUUCUUCCUGUGUUCAACGUGGAUGGAUAUAUUUGGUCAUGGACGCAGAACCGCAUGUGGAAAAAAAAUCGUUCCAAGAACCACAACUCCAAGUGCAUUGGCACUGACCUCAACAGGAAUUUUAAUGUGUCGUGGAACUCCUCUCCUAACACCGAUGACCCAUGUCAGGACACCUAUCGGGGCCCAGCUCCAGAGUCCGAGAAAGAGACAAAAGCUGUCGCUGACUUCAUUCGAAGUCACCUGAAAUCAAUCCGGGCCUACAUCUCCUUCCAUUCCUACUCUCAGAUGCUACUGUUUCCCUAUGGCUAUACGUUAAAGCUGCCGCCCAACCACGAGGACCUGGCCAAAGUUGCACGGAUUGGCACUGAUGUCCUAUCAACUCGAUAUGAAACCCAAUACAUUUAUGGCCCAAUAGCAUCGACAGUUUACCCGACGUCAGGUUCCUCUUUAGACUGGGCUUAUGAUCUGGGCAUCAAACACACAUUUGCCUUUGAGCUACGUGAUAAAGGCAGAUUUGGUUUUCUCCUUCCAGAAUCUCGGAUAAAGUCAACCUGUAAAGAGACUAUGCUGGCUGUCAAAUUUAUUGCCAAGUACAUCCUCAAGCAUACUUCCUGAACAACGGCCCUCAAUUAGAAUACGCCAAUUAAUCCGAGCAUGCCUUUUGUAAGAAAGUCCAUCUUCAGCUGUGCCUAGAUGCAGAUUCAGGUCACCUAAGUCAGUCUUGGUGGACCCAAAUCCUGCAUUAUUUCUUUUUGCUUUUAUUGAGUCCUAGUAGCACCUUAACAAACUAGCUUUAACUGAAAUUUUUAAGCAUCUUUCUUUGUUCUAAGGAAAGUCUGAACCAGAAGAGGGUAUGAUUUUGAGUAUUUUUAGAAAAUGAUAUACAGUAAAACUCAGCAAAGAAAGUAAACCUUCAGUUUCUCCAGAAUCUGAUUGUUACCAUGUGGCUUCGUCAUUUCACAUGCUAAUAUGAUAAAAAAUAAAAUGAAAUGAAAUGCA
This is a messenger RNA of Sciurus carolinensis (gray squirrel), 1715 nucleotides long. It is a transcript of the gene Cpa3, whose product is annotated as carboxypeptidase A3. Gene Ontology annotation, molecular function: metallocarboxypeptidase activity; zinc ion binding. The record is from RefSeq and is a predicted model, not a curated record. Gene Ontology annotation, biological process: proteolysis. The coding region runs from base 78 to 1331 and encodes 417 amino acids. NCBI's taxonomy places the organism in Eukaryota, Metazoa, Chordata, Mammalia, Rodentia, Sciuridae. The transcript is spliced from 11 exons.